AUGCUCUCAUCUCAAACGAUAUUUACGAGCACGCGGCCGUUUGACAAGGCUGUUCCCGCCACACCUUUUCUUGGUUGUUCUCGAAGGGAUUAUGCAUCGUACACAUCGCAUAUGCGAUGCGGCAUAAACUGGGGGCUAACCAACAUCUUAGAAGAUUUAGAUUAUGCCGAUGACCUAUGUCUGCUAAGUGACACGCAUCGCGACAUGCAAUCUAAGUUGACCUGGAAUGCAGGGCUGGAUCUGCGAGACUCAAAAUUAACACCCAGAACACAAAAGAAAUGCGUGUAG
This is a messenger RNA of Pieris macdunnoughi, 288 nucleotides long. The record is from the annotation of a GenBank genome assembly. NCBI's taxonomy places the organism in Eukaryota, Metazoa, Arthropoda, Insecta, Lepidoptera, Pieridae.